CAGAAGGGCGGGGUUCGCAUGCGCAGAGUGGAUUUGGCGUCGUUGUCGAGGGAGACGGGUGGCGCAUUCUGUGUCACCGGGACACCAUGGGCUGUGAUGGAGGUACCAUCCCCAAGCGACAUGAGUUGGUGAAAGGGCCCAAGAAGGUGGAGCAGGUUGACAAAAAUGCCGCAUUAGUUGCCCGCUGGAAUUACUGUGCGAUCAGUCAGAGACCGCUGAGGAAACCCAUAGUGGCUUGUGAGCUUGGCAGACUGUACAACAAAGAUGCUGUCAUUGAAUAUUUAUUGGACACAUCUCCAGAGAAAUGCAUUAUAGAGACUGCGACACACAUUAAGAACCUUAAGGAUGUGAAGGAGCUAAAUCUGACAGACAAUCCAGCCUGGAGAGGUGACAAGGCAAACGCAAAAGGUGACAAGUAUGAAGACUUACAAGGUGCUGCUUUCAUCUGUCCUGUAGUUGGUUUGGAAAUGAAUGGUCGACAGAAAUUUUGUUACCUCCGUGACUGUGGCUGUGUCUUUUCGGAGCGUGCUAUGAAAGAGAUAAAGACUGAAGUUUGUCAUAAGUGUGGGAAACCUUUCAAAGAAGAUGAUGUGAUUAUACUGAAUGGGAGCAAAGAAGAAAUUGCAGAUCUCCGAAGGAAAAUGGAAGAAAGAAAACUCAAAGCCAAAUUAUUGAAGAAAGCAAAGAAGUCCAAGGCAAUAGAAUCUUUUUCAAAAUCUGCACUUACUGAAGAAAUUGCGGGGUCAUCCAUCCAGAAACCCAAAGAAACUAAAGUAGCCAUUGAUACGAUGCUGAAUGGAUUUUCGAGUUCUUCAAGUGCAGCAAAUGCACAGCCAUCAUCAUCAUCCACAUCCACUGCAGCUGGGAGAGCUGGUAAACCUGGUAAAGCUGCUUCUGGCGUCACCAAACGACCUCUUACAGAAACUGGAGAGAAGUCUGAGGCUUACAAAUCCAUCUUCACAUCCCAUAGCUCAGCCAAGCGCUUAAGGGAGGAAAAACCCAACUGGAUUACGCAUACAGCUUACUACUACUGAGAUGGCUAACAACGCUUUGAAAAUUUUCCUGACUUUCCUGAUAACAAAUUGAUGGGAUUAGCUUUAUUGUCAUUAGAUGCUGCCUUCGUAAAAGGAGCAGUUAAUUCUACAGCUGAAUUAUUUUUUGUGCUUGUCCUUUGUUUAACUUUAUUCCAGUGAUUGAAAGUCUGCAGAAUCCAUAUGCUAAGAAUGUACCUUGAAGGGUGCAAGUGCUUUCUGGCAACAUAAAUCUAGAUGGCUAGGAUCCAGCGUGCAAAUGAAAUAACUUUGUUCAAAUAUCUGAUGGCAUUUCUAACCGGCAAAUUAAAAUGUUCACCAAAUUUCUUUUUGAGCAUCAUAUUUUGUACUCUACUGUGAGCACUAGUCACUCAGCAAGAAACCACUUACAGCCAUUACUUUUUCAAAAUCUUUCAGUUGUCAUGGAGAUUAUUGUAAAUAUCCAAGGUGAUUAGAACUGAAUGGUAGAGGAAAACUGCUAAUUUUUCUAUAGUUCAUUACUGUGUCUCUCUUGGCCCAACAUCUAACGAAUUACUGUGAAAUACAACAAUUUUGGGCUGAUAGUUCACCAAGGUCCUCCGAGCUAUAUUCUGACAAGUAGCCACUUGGUCUUUUAUUGGUAGAGUUGUUUGAAGGAGGUAUCUUGACUAGGGCAUCACAAACACUUAUGUACCUUCUGUUCAAAUAAUUUAAGCCUCUAUGACCUUUAUAAGGAGAGGCUGGAUAGACUGGUACACAGUCCCCUAUUCUUCAGGGGAAAACAAGGGGUGACCUUAGAGGUUAAUAAAAUCUGAGAGACAUAGAUAAGGUGAUUAGCCAACAACAUUUCCUCGUGAUAGGGGAGUCUGAAACUAGAGGGCAUAGAUUUAGGAUGGAAGGGGAGAAAGAAGGUCCAGAGGAGUACUUUUUCCUCACAGAGGGUGGGGGGUGUCUGAAACGGGCUGCCAGAUGUAGUGGUGGAGGCAAGAACAAUUUUGUCAUUUAAGUAACAUUUGUACUGGUACUUGGAUGGAAUAGGCUUGGAGGGAUAUGGAUCAAAUACAGGUAAGUGGGAGGAGUUAAAUUGUGAAAACUGGUGGCAUAGGCCAGUCCCAGUCAGGCCAAAGGGCCUGUUUCCUUGCUGCAAACCUAUAUGAUUCUAAUCUUACAGGAUUCUUAAUAUCUACUGAACAUAUCCUUGAUUUAAAAAUUAAUCUGAAGAAUAUGUUAAGGCACUGAUGCAUGAUAUUGUUGGUGAUAAGAUUUAAUUUCCAGACCAGCUGGUGUGUCACAAGGUAGCAUUAAAUAAAGAUCGAAUGUCACCGAUGGAAGACAGAAAUAAAACUGAAUGGAAAGAUUCUAUUGAUCUGCCUUAUCUUCUAUAUGGUUGCUCUAAAGUGGUCAGUGAGUUUAGACCUACUGCUGUUAUAGAUUCUGUUGAUCUUAUAGAUAAAUUAUUCAAAAAGCAUGA
Stegostoma tigrinum is the source of this 2481-nucleotide messenger RNA. It is a transcript of the gene rtf2, whose product is annotated as replication termination factor 2. The transcript is spliced from 9 exons. Gene Ontology annotation, biological process: site-specific DNA replication termination at RTS1 barrier; mitotic DNA replication termination. The coding region runs from base 87 to 1034 and encodes 315 amino acids. NCBI's taxonomy places the organism in Eukaryota, Metazoa, Chordata, Chondrichthyes, Orectolobiformes, Stegostomatidae. Gene Ontology annotation, cellular component: nucleus. The record is from RefSeq and is a predicted model, not a curated record.